UAGAGUGAGUCCUAUAAAAAGGGAUGCAAAGGGCCGCCGUUUUUCCUUCUUCUAUUGUUUUUCCAUGAAUGAAAAAAAAAUCUGCAGAAGCUCUGGUUUGAGCCCAAGAACUUGCCCUGUAAAGCGAGCGAGGCCAUGGACAACUUGUCGCCGAUGUGGGAGAUCAUGGGACCCGGCAUUGCCGGCGCCGUGUUCGGGGCUGGCUGGUGGUUCUGGGUCGACGCCGUCGUCUGCAGCGCCGUCAAGGUCUCCUUCCUCCAUUACCUCCCCGAAAUCUUCGCGUCUCUGGCGGCUCUCAUGUUCAAUUGCGUCAAUAGAGACGAUGUCAGCUACGACUACUACUCUCCCUACGGGGACAGCGAAUGGAGGUUGAAGCUCUGGCUCUUUGUUGCAUAUGUUGUUUCCUUUGUCUCUCUCUCUGCAGCAGUGGGCUUGCUAAUACAAGAUGCCCUCACAGAUAAGGGCCCUUCCGUGUGGACAGAUGUUGCUAGUGUCCUUCAAUGUGUGCUUGUCUUGAUCAGUGGGCUGAUCUACUGGAUUUGUCAUUCGGAAGAUUGAGAUGAUAAAAUCUGUUCCACAUUUGAAGUGGGCAUGUAAAGAUGAAGUCACCAUGAACUUAGUCACUGACAAAUACAAAGAGAAAAAGAAAGGGCAAAAAACAUUUUUUUUUUUUUUUGUAGUUUUACUAUUUUAUAUAUCAAUAUUAUUCUGCAAAUAAACGAGAUACUAUAAUGAUCGUA
Phoenix dactylifera (date palm) is the source of this 740-nucleotide messenger RNA. The record is from RefSeq and is a predicted model, not a curated record. Lineage: Eukaryota; Viridiplantae; Streptophyta; Magnoliopsida; Arecales; Arecaceae.